ACUACCCGAAAAAAGAUAAUACGGCAGGGACUGCACGAGUUUCUGUACCUUAUAAUGCGGACACAGAAGGAAAUUGUCACUUAAAUAACACUGCACAAGAAAUAACGCUUACAUUUUUCGAUCCAGCUUGGGUUGUAGAUAUUGUAAUUAUGAAAGACACUCUGAAUGUUGGAGAAAAGACACUUUCAGCAGACGGAAAUGCCUACACAUGGAAAAAGCUGACACUAUCGUAUGUGGUUGACCCACAUUUUAUCAACGCAAAGAAUCCAGGUAAGCAAGGAAGUGCUGAUACGUAUGGUGCAUUUGGGAGCCUCAAAGGAAAUACUGAUGGAUCAUUUAAAUGCAAGGCCGAGCAAACCUUUAACGUUGGAAAGGAUGUAAAACUAAAACUCAGUAAAAUGCAGUAUAGAGCAUUUGGAAACACAAACUCCGCAGAUUUCACAAGUAAAGACGUGUUGGAAUGUGACGCCGAUACCAAUAAUAACGAUAGUGGAACGGAUAACUCAAAGCUUGGUAUUGUGCUAGGCUGUGUGUUUGGUGGUCUGGCUGUUAUCAUUCUUACUGCAGGCGGUAUUUGGUACUACAGGAAGAGAAAAAGUCGCAGUUACGAACAUCUGUAAUGGAUUUCGUAUGCAGAAUAGUACUAGUAUGAACAUUAAAGAUUCAUUUUUCUUGCAUACCUUAUUCUUCAAAUAAUAAAAGUAGAAAAAAAAAAUGU
Molecule: messenger RNA, 718 nt
Organism: Mercenaria mercenaria
Lineage: Eukaryota; Metazoa; Mollusca; Bivalvia; Venerida; Veneridae
Exons: 4
Coding region: 150-620 (156 amino acids)
Cellular component (GO): membrane
Source: RefSeq, a predicted model, not a curated record